This is a messenger RNA of Salvia miltiorrhiza (redroot sage), 1688 nucleotides long. RefSeq names its product vacuolar protein sorting-associated protein 26A-like. The transcript has 12 exons. Gene Ontology annotation, biological process: intracellular protein transport; retrograde transport, endosome to Golgi. The coding region runs from base 428 to 1333 and encodes 301 amino acids. Gene Ontology annotation, cellular component: endosome; retromer complex. The record is from RefSeq and is a predicted model, not a curated record. NCBI's taxonomy places the organism in Eukaryota, Viridiplantae, Streptophyta, Magnoliopsida, Lamiales, Lamiaceae.
GAAUUAUAGUGGGUUGUACAUGGAUAUAUUUAUUAAAGUUAAAAAUAGAGAUGAAUUUCGUAGAUGGACGGAAAUGAAAAUAUGAAGAUGUUUUUGAUGGAUGGAAGGAGCAUUAUAUAGAUGUUUGGAUUUUGUAUUUGACAACAAGGAUUAUUUCAUAUUUCUAUUACCUUAGUUCCCUCCAUCCAAACACAGUCUAACAUAGAGACUUGCUCAGUUGCUUAGUUGGCGUUUGGAGUCUUCUCACAGUAGAAAAAUAUUUUCCCUCUCUCUCUCUCUCUCUCUCUCUCCCUCCUCUCGCAUUUCUCGUAGACAUCUCAGAGUCCUACUCUCUGAUUGUUGGCAUAAUCCUCUUUAUUGUUGUAGCUUGAACUGCGAGUAGAUUGCUGAUCAGGGAUUUGGAUUAAGCAAGUGUUGAAUUUUAGCAAUGAAUUUUAUAGUUGGAGCUUUCAAACCAGCAUGCCACAUUUCAGUUGCAUUCUCAGAUGGAAAAAACCGAAAGCAGGUUCCAUAUAAGAAGGAGAAUGGUCAAGCGAUAACAGUCCCACUCUUCCAAAGUCAAGAUAACAUAACAGGCACGAUUACUGUUGAACCAGUUUCAGGGAAGAAGGUGGAACACAAUGGGAUCAAAGUUGAGCUUCUUGGUCAGAUAGAAAUGUAUUUCGACAAAGGCAACUUUUAUGACUUUACAUCUUUGGUUCGUGAGCUGGAUGUUCCCGGAGAAAUAUAUGAGAGGAAAACGUUUCAAUUUGAAUUUUCAACCGUGGAAAUGCCAUAUGAGACAUACAAUGGGGUAAAUGUGCGGCUAAGGUAUGUCCUAAAAAUAACAAUAAGCCGGGGUUAUGGUGGAAGCAUUACACACUUUCAAGACUUUGUGGUCUGGAAUUAUACCCCCCCUCCAUCAAUCAACAAUAGCAUCAAGAUGGAAGUUGGAAUUGAGGACUGCCUUCAUAUCGAGUUUGAGUACAAUAAGAGCAAGUAUCAUCUGAAAGAUGUUAUUAUAGGCAAAAUAUACUUUCUUCUCGUAAGAAUCAAAAUAAAAAAUAUGGAUCUGGAGAUUAGGCGACGGGAAUCAACAGGUUCAGGGUCCAACACCCAUGUUGAGACCGAGACUCUUGCAAAGUUUGAACUGAUGGAUGGUGCUCCAGUCAGAGGUGAAUCAAUUCCAAUUAGAUUGUUCCUCAGUCCGUAUGAGCUGACUCCCACUUGUCGAAACAUCAACAAUAAAUUUAGUGUAAAGUACUACUUAAACCUUGUACUUGUUGAUGAAGAGGACCGUCGAUAUUUCAAGCAACAAGAGAUCACAAUAUACCGGAUUGGAGAAACAUCAUGAUUUAAGUUACUCAAGUAUUGAAGGUUGGAUGCUUCCAACCCCAGGGUCUCAUGAUUUGAGACGUUUAUCGAAAAGUAAGAACUGUGUCUUAUUAGUUAUUGCUGUACAACCCAUCUAUUAUACAAAAUGCAUACUGUACAGAGGAAAAGUAUGUACGUUGUUGGCUGUCCAGAUUGAUAUUUUUGGCAGGUUUGUGGAUACAAUUAGUUAAAAACAUUUGACUGUAAGGCGAGGCCAUAUCGACUUUCUAAAAACAGGCUCUUGUACUCUACUUUCCCAGGAUUGAUUCUUGUGUAUUUUCCAUGUUAAGUUACUGUGCGCUUUGAGCUCUAAAUAAUACUAAAAGUUUCCUUCA